Zingiber officinale is the source of this 1540-nucleotide messenger RNA. RefSeq names its product aspartyl protease family protein At5g10770-like. The record is from RefSeq and is a predicted model, not a curated record. Gene Ontology annotation, biological process: proteolysis. Bases 25 to 1434 code for a protein of 469 amino acids. NCBI's taxonomy places the organism in Eukaryota, Viridiplantae, Streptophyta, Magnoliopsida, Zingiberales, Zingiberaceae. The transcript has 2 exons. Gene Ontology annotation, molecular function: aspartic-type endopeptidase activity.
CAUUUCUUUGCACGUCGAGAAGGCAUGACUUCUUCGCCUUUCCCUUCCCUCGGCUCUAUUCUGAUAGUUUUGCUUGCUUUAAUAGUUAAUGCGAAUGGAGAAUCAAGAAGCCAUCACAAGGUUAACGUUUCCUCCUUGUUGCCAAGAAAAGUGUGCUCCAAUUCCAUAGAUGCCCUCUCUAACGUUACGAGACUACGCUUGGUUCACCGGCACGGUCCGUGCUCGCCGGCGGUGAGGCGCCGGAGAUCGAAUUUCGAAGCUGAGAUUCUCGCCCGUGACCAAUUACACGUCGGCUUCCUCCGCCAACGGAUCGCGGCCGCCGAGCUCGGUGGCGGCGGCACUUCCCCUGCAUCAACGAGAGCGGCGCCGUCGACGAAGAUUCCCGCCCGCAGCGGCGCAUCCGUCUCCGCCGGCGACUACAUCGUCACCGUGGGACUCGGCACCCCGCCAAAGGCCCAGACGCUGUUCUUUGACACCGGCAGCGACGUCACGUGGGUCCAGUGCCAACCCUGCACCGUUUCCUGUUACCGCCAACUCGACCAGCUUUUCGACCCGGCUUCCUCGGCCACCUACGCCAACGUCACGUGCGCCUCUGCCGCUUGCUCAGACCUCGAUGCGUUGGACUGCAGCGACGGCACGUGUAUCUACGGCGUGUCCUACGGCGACGGGUCCCAGAGCGUCGGGUUCUACUCGUCGGACGCGCUGGCGCUGACGCCGUCGGACGCGGUGCCGCGAUUCCUGUUUGGUUGCGGCCAGGCCAAUGAGGGCCUCUUCGGCCUGGCCGCGGGGAUCCUCGGCCUCGGCGGCGGCCGGCCGUCGCUAGUGACGCAGACAAUGAAAAAGUACAACGGCGUGUUCGGCUACUGCCUGCCGGCGUCGGCGAGCGAUACCGGCUACUUGGCCUUCGGCGACAGCGGGAGCACCAAUCCGACUGUUAAAUACACGAACAUGUUGAGGGACGCGAAAACGCCGACGUUCUACUUCAUCAAUCUGAUAGGAAUCAGCGUCGCCGGCCAGCGGCUGCGCAUCCCGCCGUCGGUCUUCGCCAAAGCCGGUACGCUGAUCGACUCCGGCACCGUCAUCACCCGGCUUCCCCCGGCGGCCUACGCCUCGCUUCGCUCGGCCUUCCGUGGGCGUAUGUCGAGGUACAAGAAAGCGCCCGCAGUGUCGAUCCUCGACACCUGCUACGACCCGACGGGGCGCGGGGAAGUGAAACUGCCGGCAGUGGCGUUGCUGUUCCCUGGCGACGUGUCUGUGAACCUGGCCCCGGAGGGGAUCGUGUACACCGUGAACGAGUCUCGGAUUUGCCUGGCCUUCGCGGCCAACGACGGGGACGACGACGUGGGCAUCCUGGGGAACGUGCAGCAGAGGACGUUCGGUGUGCUUUACGAUGUGCCGAAGAAGAAGAUCGGAUUUGCAGCCGGAGGCUGUUAAGCUAAUCGAAGAAUGUCAACAGGGACAAUUGUAAAAGAACAUUACCACUAAUGUCUAUCCUAAUAAACAGUUCGAGGGUCAUUAAGGGAUAACCUCGUUUAACAUC